CGAACUCUCCGCUGCUUCUCCUAUUCAACCCGCCGUCUCUUUUUUCUAACCCUUUGUUCUUUCUGUACCAGACGGACAGACAGACAUAACCCCCGACCGAUAUCAUCUUCGAAACCCAUACCAACUGCCGUCCCGAUCCUGCCUUGUAACAAGCUACAACGAACGAAGGGAAUGGCGCUAUAACCCGCCCUCCCCGGCCCUCCCUCAACUCUCGACUUCAACCUUACAUCCUUCUUCGCGACACCCCGCGAUACUAUGCCACGCCUCCUCCCACGCCUCUCCCUCUUCGCCGCCCUUCCCUCCGCUGUCCUCCGCCGCCGCACCCGCCGCGCCCGCAUGGCCACCCUCAUCCUCCUUCUGCUCAUCCUCCCCUCCAUCCUCCUGCUCCCCUUCUAUACCAUCUACAAACCGCCCUCGUCUUUGAUCCGGUACUUUUCGCAACGGUGGACCGACGUCCUCUGGCGCCUUUGGUUGCCGCCGCACCGCAAGAUUGUGGCCCUGACCAUUGACGAUGCGCCGUCCGAUCACACGAGAGAGAUCCUGGCGGCUUUGAAAGCGGGCGGGGCGCAUGCGACGUUUUUUGUCAUUGGGGGUCAAGUGCGGGGAAGGGAGGAAAUCCUGAGGGAGAUAGUGAGGCAAGGGCAUGAGUUGGGGAAUCACGGGAUGCAUGAUGAGAUGGCGAGGGAGCUGGCGGAUGAGGAGCUGGAGAGGCAGAUGAAGGAGGUGGAGCGCUUGAUUCGAGAGGCUUAUGAGGCUGAGGGGAGGGUGUGGCCUGGUGGCAGUGCUGGCCAUGGUGCAGAGGAGGGGAGAACAACAGGUGGGACAGAUACGACGACGACAACACAAAUAAGAGAUACAAGAACAAGAGAAGGAGGGACCGUCGAAGAGCAAGUCAUCGAGGGCAAAUAUUACCGGCCUGGAUCAGGGUUCUUUAGCGAGAGGAUGUUGAGUCUGGUGAGGAAAUUGGGGUAUCGCUUGGUUUUGGGGAGCAUAUAUCCACAUGAUGCCCAGAUUGGGUAUGCCUGGCUGAAUGCGAGGCAUAUCCUCAGUAUGCUGAGCCCCGGGGGAAUCAUUAUUUGUCAUGAUCGGAGGAGCUGGACACCGCCCAUGUUGAGGAAGGUGUUGCCGGAGAUGCAGAGGAGGGGCUACAAAGCUGUGACGGUGUCGCAGCUUUUGGAGGAGGCGACGGGGUGAACAUAUCGUCGAUUGAGGAUUAUUAGAAUUACUAGACUAUAUUGCUUGUCGGCGUUAGGGAAAAGGGGCGGCGAAAUCGAUUUGGGUGGGAAUAAUUAUCACUGAAGCGCAACCCGCAGUGAACCAUGGUAUAGCAUUUUGCGGCCAUCUCACUAGGAGUGUCAAAAACAAGACUCGAAGAUUAUUCAACGUGGCACAACAUGGGAUGGCUGGAUUGGAACCAAAAUAACCAUCUAUGUGCUGGAAUUUGGAGAACAUAAUGCACCAGGUUUGGCAUUGAUCACGGAUACGUCAGUCCAUAACACUUUUGUACCAUUUUGGUGGCGCUCAU
Neurospora crassa OR74A is the source of this 1525-nucleotide messenger RNA. RefSeq names its product polysaccharide deacetylase. Lineage: Eukaryota; Fungi; Ascomycota; Sordariomycetes; Sordariales; Sordariaceae. The coding region runs from base 256 to 1194 and encodes 312 amino acids. The transcript has a single exon. Gene Ontology annotation, molecular function: hydrolase activity, acting on carbon-nitrogen (but not peptide) bonds. Gene Ontology annotation, biological process: carbohydrate metabolic process. Gene Ontology annotation, cellular component: membrane. The record is from RefSeq and is a predicted model, not a curated record.